Lactuca sativa (garden lettuce) is the source of this 693-nucleotide messenger RNA. Its product is annotated as kirola. NCBI's taxonomy places the organism in Eukaryota, Viridiplantae, Streptophyta, Magnoliopsida, Asterales, Asteraceae. The record is from RefSeq and is a predicted model, not a curated record. Gene Ontology annotation, biological process: defense response.
GAUCUUGUAAAGAAGUGGGCUUAAUUAGGGUCGCGGCAUUAAUAGAACGAUGGCUCUAUCAGGAAAAUUAAUUGGUCAUGUAGAGAUUAGUAGUAAGGGAGAUGUCUUCCAUGAUCUCUUUAGGCACAACCCACAUCAAAUUGUUGCGAUAUCCCCUGAUAAGCUCCAUGACUGUGAACUGCAUGCUGGUGAGAGGGGGGUCGUUGGAUCGACAAUCUGUUGGCACUACACUCUUGAAGGAAAGAGGAAAACUUCUAAGCAGAUAAUUGAAGCAGUGAACGAGGAAAACCACAUGAUUGUGUUUAAGGUUAUUGGAGGAGAUCUGGUGGAGGAGAUAUACAAGACCUUUACAAUCAUAUUCCACGUUGAACAGAAGGGUGAUGGACAGGUGGCUACUUGGACCUUGGAGUUUGAGAAGCCAGAUAUAAGUACACCUUAUCCAACUUCCUUGAUGGACUACCUUUGCAAUCUUGUGAAGGACAUGGAUGCCUAUAGCAGCACUAAGUAGUUCUGCAAUUUCUAAUCAAAGAUGGUAAUGAAUGGAAGUUCUACUUGUGUGUUUCUCCAUUCAAAGAAUAAAUGAAGAUGGUGAAUAAAGAAACAAUGUGCUUGUGUAUUUAGUAAUUAUGAACCUUUGUGAUGUGGUGUGAUAUUAUGAUACAUACAUGUAUGAUUAUUCUCCUUUCUCUGUGA